GGUGAAAUAAAGAGCCGUCCUGUGGACACCAUGAAGGUCGUCCUUCCUCCGGAGAGGCCAAAGGUCAAGGUCGUCGUUGAGGAGCAGGUCGAUCGGACCGAGCUAAAGCUCCUCCUCUUCCCUGCUCAGAUCCAGAAGAUUAGCAAUCUUAUAUCCCUCAUGGCUCAUCAGAGGGAUGUAAUCACCAGAUUUGAAAAGAAGCAGGAUGAGACUGGCAAGCUUGCUGACUGCUUUGAAUGGAAGAGCCAGCUUAGAUACAACUGGGAUGAAAGCAGCAAUAACUUGAAAGUCAAGCUCCUUGAUGCAGAGUUUGACUAUGGGUUUGAAUACCAAGGAUCAGCAGCACGUCUAGCCUUCCUUCCAGGCACAGAGAAGAUGUAUUACAGCAUGGCUAGUACCAUAAAGAGUCAUACAGCAGCCAUGUGUGUUGGCUCAAAUUUGAGUGGACGAGUGGAAUCAGCGAGAGAGCUUAGUCGUAUUGUAGGUCAACCUCUGUAUGUCUUCAACUGUACAAAGACAAUGGAUGUUCUUAUGUUGGUUGAUAUCUUCAGGGGACUAGCAUCAACAGGUUCUUGGGUGUGUUUCAACAACCUUGCUCACAUCGUCCCAGGAGCCCUGAGUGUCCUCUGUGAGCUCCUCCAGACAUACCUUGAAGCACUCCGUGCCAAGCGCCCUCACAUCACCUACGCUGCACUUGGAGAAGAGAUCGCCCUCAACCCAUUGGGGGCAUGCUUCGCAACCCUGGACAGCGCCCUCGAUGCUCCGUCCAUGUCCAACAUUGACCGUCACCUUGUGUUGAACUCUACAAUGUCCAUGCUUCCGUCUGAUCUUACCGGACUGUUUAGGACCGUGUCCAUCACCAGUCCUGAUUUCAGGAUUAGUAUGGAGAUCAUUCUUCUCUCUCAAGGCUUCAGACAGGCUGCAGAGCUAUCUUCAAGACUAGCUUCAUUGAGAGAGAUGUACAUCAAGAUCAUUCCAAUGGGUCUUACUGUUAACAAUGAUAACAAACUCAGGAAUGCAGCAUAUGAAGGCCCUCAUGGCUGGAGCAUUCGUAACAUGAGGAAUAUCAUCACUGAAGCUGGUAUUCUAUUGGAUGAACUACAGGCUAAUUACAUGGAAGAAGAAUAUCAAACAGCUUUGGCUGAGUUGGUAAGCAUUGAGAAUAGAGACCCUCUACAGCUUGUAGCAGAGGAGGAGCAGUCAGAAGAGAAAGAAGACGAAAAACAAACUGAAAAGGGAAGUUUUGAGUUACCUGAAACACUGGCCAAGUAUGAGAUUGAAGCCAUUGUCAGUGCUCUGAGGAACACCUUCAUGCCUCGUCUCCAUGGCAGUGAUGCUGAUAUGUUUGUUACCAUGGUAACGGAUGUCUUCCCGGACACACCAGUGGACAUGGGCUUUGGAGGUGUCGAUCCUUCCGUUGGCAAGAAAUCUGAUGUGAUAAGUUUGAAUACCCCAGUAGUAUCAACCCAAGGACCCAGUAAGGUCAUUCAGAGCUAUCUACCAACCACAGGAGGAGAGAAACAAUACCUUGACGACAUCAACUCGGCCAUCGCCGUGGCAACCAAUGAGCUAGGCUUGCUUCCAGGCACCUCGUUCCAAGCUCGUGUUGCUCAGCUGUGUCAGCUCACCAAUACACAUCAAACGGUGAGUUUCAUUGAUUUAGAGGACACUGUUUUAUAUGAAUAUUCUCAACUGCAAGUAAUUAUAACCGGACCACCAGGCUGUGGUAAAAGUGAAUGCAUCAAGACUUUAAUGUCGGCUCAGAGGGAGAUUGGAAAGAUUGUGACCUCUCAUAGGAUCUUCCUUCAAGCUGUUGAGUCUGUGGAGCUUCUUGGUAGCGCUGAUCCAGAAACUAAGGAGUGGCGUGAUGGUCUGUUCAUCGCAUUGCUUCGUAAGCUAUGUCUUAUCCCUAAGGCAGACUUCAGUCAGACUAAACCACAUAUGAAAGCUAUGCAUCUAGAUGGAGAGAUCAAUGCCACUCAGAUGGAAAUCUUGAGUUCUCUCUUUGAUCACGAUGGUAUUCUGGUUCUUGCCAAUAAUGAACGUGUUCAUAUACCAGAUAAUUUCUCAAUCUUCUGGGAGAUUGAGAGUGUGGACCAUCUUAGUCCUGGCCUAAUCUCCCGAGUAGGCCUGCUCUCCAUGGAUCGGUCUGACGUCAGCUGGGCCCUGCUCCUGACCGCCUGGUUAGACCGGCGCCCUGAGAAGGACCAGGAGAUCCUAAAGGUCCUAACAGACAUGUAUCUUGGUCCUACCAUGGAGUACCUGGACCUGUGUCUAAGACCAGCUGUCAUGACGACCAGUAAACAAAGAAAGAGGCCUAAGAUGAAGAGGAUUGUAGAUACAAGUGAAAGCAACAUGGUUCUUACUUUCUGUGCCAUCUUAGAUGCCAUCAUUGCUCAGAAUACAGAGCUUAGUGAUGAGCAGUAUGAGCGCUAUGUCAACUUUGCUGCAGUCUGGGCAUUCGGUGGGACGCUGGAAGAGAAACAUCGCUCUACCUUCAGCCACUGGUGGCGCUCUAAAUGGGAGAAACGUGAGAUUUAUCCUGAAGAGGGCGAGGUCUUUGAUUAUUUUGUAGACAGUGAGAGCGGUGAGAUGGUGAUGUGGUCUGAGGCUGUACCACCUUACAGUAUGCCACCACACGAGGGCAUCCCACUAGAUGCUUUCGUCCACACUGUCACAACUGAGCAAAUCUCCUACCUACUUGGACUAUUGUCUGAUGCUGGUAAGCCAGUAAUGUUGGUUGGUGAAGCUGGCUGCGGUAAGACUGCAAUCGUUAAUGAUCGGAUCCGUACUGUCUGCUCUGGGGAGGUGGCUGAAGUUCUAUCUCUCACUGUCACUGCUAAUAGGUUCACCACAAGUCGUGUCCUCUGGCAGCGGUUAGAGGAAAGGCUUGAAUGGCGUCAUGGUCGUACCUAUGUACCAAAGGGAAAUAAGAAACUUAUGUGCCUUGUGGAUGAUCUUAACCUGGCUUAUGUUGACCAGUUCAACCACCAAUCAGCUUCAGCCAUGGUCCGACAGCACCUGGACUCGGGUGGAUUCUAUGAACCGGACACUCAUCGGAUGCGAGAGGUCAAGAAUGUGACCUAUGUGACAACGGUCAAUCCCUUGACCCCUGCCAGUGUUCCAUCCCUUAGUCAGAGGCUUGUCAGACAUUUUGCGGUACUUGGCAUGCCAUACCCAAAGAAUGCAGAGGUUCAUAAUAUCUUCACCACUCUGCUUCAUACUCACUUCCUGACACCAGCUACAACAUCAUCUAAUGCUAACAGAGAUCAUAAGAAGCAGCACAUGAUUGAUAAAGAAGAGGAGAAAUUGAGGGCGCUAAUCUCAAUGAUGGUGAACGUAACGAUUGAAGUACAGGAGAGGAUGAGGAGUAUGUUCCUAGCAACGGCCGAGAGAUGUCAUUAUAUCUUCUCUCUUAGGGAUAUGAGAAGACUCUUUCAGAACAUCUGUCUGUCCUUAAGACCUGGUACUAACCCAGACAACCUCCUGUUGCUAUGGCGACAUGAGUGUGAGUGGGUGUAUGGUCAGCGGCUGGUCAGUCCAGUUGACUUUGACCGUUACCAGCUGGCUUUCGUGACAGCUGCACGCAAGGAAUUCACCUCAGAAGAACCGUCUGAAGCAUAUAGCCCAGGCCGUAAUGCACGUUGCAUUAUGAAAGGAGAAAAAGUGCUCCAGCUAACCAUCACUCCCGACCAGCCCCUCUUCAGCAACCUGGUCCAGCAGGACUCUGGUAUAGUCACCGCCGGUGGGUACCGUAGCUCACAGCAGGCUACCAGCAGCACCACAGGAUCAGAAGUAGAGAAUACAGACCAGUACCAACCAUGCUCUGAGGUCGCCAGUGUUCAGAGACUACUUCAGGAUGCAGUAGAGGAAUACAAUAAAGGACAUCCCAAGAUAAAACUAACAUUGUAUAAGGAAACAAUUCAGCGUGUAUGUCGUCUCGCUCGUAUGAUAAUGUCUCCCCAUGAGGUAGGCCACGCCCUCCUGGUAGCCGACGGCAACCCUGGAUUGAGUAACCUGUUUGCCCGUCUUGCAGCAAGCCUAUGUGGGUUUAGUGUGUCAGAGAUCAGCGCUGCACCUGAGGCAUCCUCUAGGAACUAUAAGAUUGAUCAGUUCAAGGCUGAUCUUGUGGCUAUGUACACCAAGGCUGGAGUCAAGGGUGAGAAGAUACUUCUGCUUCUGACUGAAGAGGAUCUCCAUGAGGAAGAUUUCUUGGUUUAUGUUGGUGAGUUUGUUGUGACUGGAGCCAUCACUCAUCUUUUCUCAAGUGAGGAACAGACGACUAUCAUCAAUUCCAUACGUACUGAGGUCACUGCAGCAGGUCUCACCUACACUAGGGAGACAGCAUGGAACUUCUUCCUCAAGACUGUGAGGAACAACUUCCGAGUGGUUUUGAUCUCUGCUGAUACCGGUCAUGAUUUCCAGCGGAGGUGUAGAGAGUAUCCUGCCUUGACGGAACAUCUGAACUGUUACUGGUAUCAACACUGGACUAGAGAGAGACUAGUUGACCAUGCUAUGACCUAUUUACAAGGUACUGAAGGCAUGAACAACAUCCAACAAGAGAACCUUGCUCAUCUUCUAGCCACAAUGCAUCUUGCUAUAAGACAGUUAGAUGGAGAAGAGAAAGGACCAGGGAGAUACAAACAUCUUACUAAUACUACAUAUGAGAAGUUUGUAGAGAGGUUUCUAUCAAUGUACAAGCAGAGACAGGCCAAAAUUCAUGAGGAACAUCUGACGGUCACCAAGGCUCUCCAUCAUAUCAACAGAGAGAACAAACUAGCCAUGAGACUACAGAAGCAACUAGAACAUGAACUUAUUGUGCUGGAAGAAAGGAAAGAUGGGACCAUCAAGCUUCUGUCACAGAUCGGUCAAGACAAGGCCAUUGCUGGUCAACAGGUCAAGAUAGUCAUGAAGCAGCUGGACAGUCUCCUCAAGCUCAAACAAGCCCUUCCUAAGUAUACCCUCGCACACGAGAGGGCGGUCUACAAGACUGUAGCAGUGGUUGCGGACACCAAGAAGGUCGUCCAGACGUUGGACGUGACGAGUCUAGGGGAGCUUAGAGGGAUGCAUAAACCUGAUGUAGAUAUUGAAGAUCUACUAGCUUCCAUCAUUAUGAUUUUGAAAUCUCCUGCAUCUGACCUGACCUGGAGCAAAGGAGCAAAGCGUCAGAUGGCAAACAUUGAAAGAUUCCUUGAAGAACUUGCUUCCUUUGAUGAUUCUGAGCUUCCUGAGUCUACCCUGAACCUAGUGGAACCAUACCUCAAGAAGUCCUCCUUCCAGGCCAAGAACAUGCUGAGAAAGAAUGCUGCUGCUGCCUCACUGUGUAAUUGGGUCAGAGGGGUCUGCAGGUACCAUCGUCUGAUGAUCUCCAAGGUCAAGCCGCUUCACAAGAAGGUUGAAGAGACAAGGGUAGCAAUUGAGGAAGCGGAGCACAAGCUCUCUAUGCUGGAGAAUAAGAAGAAGGCAUUAGAAGAGAGACUCCUGGACCUGGCCCUGAGCUUUGAGAGUGCCACGGUGGACAAAAAUGACCAGGAAGAUUUGUCAAGGAAGAUGACCAAACAACUGGAUACUGCUAAUAGAUUCAGACAUAUCCUUGCUAUGGAGCACCAGCACUGCAUCCAGAUCUGUCAAUCCCUUCCUCAACGAGAGUUUGCAAUCUCUGGAGCCAUUGCAAUGGCAGCAGCCUUCGCUACUUACCUUGGACCUUACGAUCCCAAGUUCCGUCGUUCCGUCCUGACAGUUCAUUGGCCGCUGUGUCUCCAAGAAAGAGGUGUUCCUUUGGUAAUUGAUGCCAUAGAUCCAAUGAAAGGUUGGAUUGUUGAAUGGGCUAUCCACACUUCACCCAAGACCAGAGCAAACACCGGUAUGGAGAGUGCCAUCCCACCCCUGGACCUCGGCCAGCGGGACAGCGAUGGAACACCAGCACAACGACAAGAAGAUGAAGCCAAGACACCGAUCAACGAACGAGUGACUGAGAAUGAAGGAGAGGUGGAGGAUGAAGGAAAGGAAGAAGAUGGAGAGAAGGAAAGAGAAGAUGAAGGAGGAGAAGAAGAUAGGAAGAGCCAAGAAAUGAAGGAGAAGGAAGAGGAGAUGAAUGCUCUGCUAUCUCAGACACAAGAAGCCCAAGAGACUCCACGCAAUGAGCAGCCGACGGGAGAGGAACCUCAACGAGGGGUGACAGCAAUGAGUGGCAUUGCAGAGAGCCAGCACGCUUACGACGUUGAUGCAUUCCCUCAGAUAGGCAGUGCUGAGUACCAGAGAUAUGUACAAUCACUCAUCAAGCUCUUAGUAGGAGAGAAGAGUGUACAUGAUUGGGGAACUAAAGGCCUGAGCUUGAGGCAAAUGGAGAAUCUUGCCAUUCAGAAGUCGUCAUGGCAACGACCUCCAUACCUGAUUGACCCUGAUAUGGAGGGCGUACGUUGGUUACGGAGAAUGAUCUAUCAACAUCGCCUCGUUAAUAUUGAUAUGCAGACAAGAUGGAGACAUCAACAAAUACAUGUGUACUCUAAAGACACAUUUGAAUUCCAUGUGGAAAAUAAGCUUGGGUUCGACCCAUCCAUGGUUGUGCGUAUAGAGAAGGCCAUUCUUGGAGGACGCCCUCUAUUGAUGAUGAACAGUGUAGAUAGUGUUGAUUCCAUGUCUGCACCUCUCAUCCACCAUGCUAACCAUGGAACUGAAGAGGGCGGUAGUGGAGAUGCACGACUCAUCAAAUACUGCGGACGCAGAUUGCUCGGCCAUGAGAACUUCCGUGUCACCAUAGCAACCACCAACAUGUACCCAAACCUCAGCGCCAGAACAGCGUCAGCAACGACCCUUGUGAACUACAACGCAUCACCUGAGAUGUUACGAGAAGAGCUCCUUGAUAGAGCCUUUGCUAGGGUCAUGCCAAUGCUGUAUCUUGAGAAGAAGAAGGUCUUAAGAGCCAUUCAGCAGCACAAAGAGACCUUACAGUUUCUUGAAGACAAACUCCUCCAGGUUCUUGAAGGAGAAGUCUCAUCCCAGGAGAUCACCAGCCACACGGAGUACGUCUCCUCCAUCGUCGAUCACAAGGAGACAGUCUUCACCCGUCUGGAGGCAGCGGAACAGGCCCUGUCCCAGCUGGAGCGCAUCCGCGACCAGCUGUCACCGGUGUCCAAGAGAGGUGCGAUGCUGUAUUCCGUGGUGCAGAGCCUACAGGGGAUGCAGAGGGAGUACAGGGUGUCAUUGCCGAUGUUCCUCUGGAUGUUUGAUCAAGCCGUAGGGGAUGAGCUUCCUCCAGAGGUGGCGCAGGAAGAGGACUGGCAUGAUGCUGAUACCGGUAGUGAUGAUGAAGAUGAUCCUCAUCAUGGUAAAGUGGUGAUUCCACCCAGAUUAGGAAGCGCUUCAACACGGAUCUCUGAGAAGAAGAUUACCAUGGGGGAUGGUGGAGAAGGGCAGGAGACAGGAGGGGAAUCAGGCGUAGAGGAUGAUGAGGAAGGUGCUGUUGGACCUGCCGGUGUAUCAGUCCCAGAUAUAGUCAUUCCUGAUGUACCUACGUUCCCAUCAGGAGGUAUGGAGUAUACCAAUCUAUCUGCUAAUCAAGUCAAACAGCUCGUUGACUGCCUUACGCAGACAGUCUUCCAGAAUGUCAGACAGAGCCUAUAUGAUGAGCACCGCCUCCUUUUUGCAACUCUACUAUGCAUUAACAUACAAUAUGAAACAACCAACAUAUUCUCUGAAGAAGAGUUAGCUCUACUUCUACAAGGUCGUUUGCCCUCGGCUAAACUCAACACUCUCCUGAGUGACUUUUGCAAUUUGCACUUACAAUCACGAAUUAAAACAGGAAACCCUGGACUGGGGACCAUGGAGUUGACUCUCCUUGACUUUGGAUGCGAUGCCCCGCCCCCAGCUUUCCUACCACCUGAUAAAUGGGAGGAUAUCCUAGCCAUCUCUGUGCUACCUGGUCCAUUGGAUUCCCUAUGUAUUCAGGUAGCUGAGAUGCCUGAUAGAUGGGAAGAAUGGUAUCAAUCAUCAGAACCUGAAAGACUAGCCCUACCGCUCAGGCCAAAUACAGGUGAAGAGCGUCCAGUUGAUGAACAAGGUCAGACCUCGCCCCAGAGCAGUCCAGACCUCGGUGGCCUCAACGAAUUCCACCAGCUCAUCCUCCUGCGUCUUCUCCGCCCUGAUCGGUUCCCAGCAGCAGCCUCCCGGUACGUCCAUCGUCACCUGACCUGCGUGAAGCCCCUACCGUCUGCGGUGGGAAGCAUCCUGGGUAGUGCUGUCCGUUCCCUUGCUGUCAUGGUCCUGAUGCCACCUUCACCAGCAGCAGGGAAUAAGAGGUUACCUAGUGAACUCAAGUCUAACACAAGACCAGUUGAUAUACUACACACAUAUGCACAGAAAAAGAGCAUUGCUUAUGAGCGAAUUGCCAUCAACGAAGGCACGGAGCAGCAGGUUGCCAUGGCGAUAGAUGCAAUCGCUGAUAAGGAUGGUUGGUUGGUGAUUGAGGACCUUCAUCUAGCCUCUGAUCGUUUUCUCUCUCAUCUCAAAGGUCAACUUAUUAGAGUUGGUAAUACAGGAGGUCCAUUGGGACUCAACCCCAUUGCAGUCAACAACCAAUCACGUUUCUGCAUCUGGUUGACCUCUGAACCCUCGGGUCGUCUUCCUGAUGACCUCCUCCAGUCCGUCCGUGUCAUCUCCUGGGAUGUGAUAGGUCCUCAUCUCUUGAAUGAACAGGAUGGUCCAGCUAACAUGGAGGUAGUAACGCUCUCUCAGGAUGACAUACUUAAAACAGCUACUAUCGCAGCCUUGAAAUCAGUUGAUCCAUCCUUCUGGCAAGCCCUGACUGAUCAGAGCACAGCGGUACGAGGCGUUGCGUACGGAGCAUGUGUCAUCCAUGCAGUCCUCUACGCUCGUCAGAUGUACGGUGCGAGAGGUCUGUCGCAGUACCAAGCCUUUAGUAAGGUCCAGGUCAAUCACAGUCUGGAGGUCAUCAUGGGGUCAAAGUUCAAGGAAGAAGGAGGUCAGACUGGGAAUGAUAGUCUGAAAGAGCUUUGUGGACUCGUCUCUGGGGUUGUCUAUGGGAACAUGCUGACCGACCCCUGGGAUGGUCUCUAUCUCUCUACCAUUGUCAAUCACAUCUUCACUGCCACCAGUCGGUCUGGUAGCCAGCUGGUCCUAGGCUCUGUUACCGUGCCAACCCCUCCAGCUAACGUGGAUGCUACGGACUAUGCUGGAUGGUUGGAGGAGAAAUGGGAUGAGGAGGUCGGGACCACGGAAGCUUUGAGUCUGGAUGAUGGGGUCAAGAAGCUCGUCAACAAAGCAAGUGGUCUUGAUUUCCUGACCUACCUUGACAAUCUCUAUGAGAUCCAGCAUUCUGGUCCUCGAGGAACCUCAACCAUCCCAUCCCAACCACAGUUCAACUCCACCAAGAUAUCCAAUGCCAUCGACUCCAUCACUGAGAGGCUGCCCUCUAUAGUUGACCUUGGAGAACUUCCAAUACACAUCGUCAAUGAGGCAGAGAAGUACACGUUCCCGUACCAUGCGCCCUCGUUGAUGAGUUUGUUGAGCGUGGCGAGCGUUGAGAUGCCUCAGAGCAUUGGUUUUGUGCUUCUUCAGGAAUGUCACUGGUAUAACUCCUUACUGUGUCAUGUUCGUCAAAGCCUUCAUGAGGUUGAAUGCUGUAUGCUACAAGGUCAAUACGCCAUGAAACCGUCCAUCAGACACCUAGCUAUGGCUCUCCAACAGGACGCUGUACCAGCUACGUGGGUACAUCCUAAUAGACAACCUAGUGGGCAUACUCUCAUCUCAUGGGUGGGAGACCUGAAGAGACGUCAUGACCAAAUGCAGGCAUGGAUCAAAGAGGGAAAAGUGCCCCGCUCUGCUCCGGAUAUUGUUCCGAUCCAGACCGAACCGAGGGGUCAUCUUCUGUCCAUCUGGAUGGGAGGGUUGGUCAACCCAACGGCCGUUAUCACUUCACUGAGACAGGAGAAGGCCGCCCUCGCUGGGUGUCUUGUAUCAGAGGUUGGUAUCUCUUGUGAGGUAUCUCGUUCUCUGAAUGAAGAUAGUUUUGACAUCAUUCAUCCUGGAGGGAUGUAUAUCAGAGAUGUUUAUCUUGAUGGAGCUACCUGGGACCUUGAACAUGGCUGCCUAGCCCCAGCAAGCUCAUCCCUCUCAGCAAUACCUAGUAUGUACAUCAGACCAAUCAUCAUUGAUCAAGAACCAGAAACAGCAAGGAGUUCUGAAUCCAACACAGACCAAGCUAGUCAACAUGAACCAUCUCCAGCAGGAGAGAAUACGGAUGAUGAUAAACAGCGCCCUCAACUGGGUGUCUAUCAGUGUCCAGUAUUCUUGAAUCAAUCAAGACAGGUUUGUGUAUUCACCUUUGACCUUGCUUGUCCGCUUCCUGUAGAGCAAUGGACUAUGGCAGGAACGGCUCUCAUCCUAGAUCCAGAAGCACCAGAGAAUGGCGCCAGGAAGUGGCCUCAGCCUUCCAUGCAACACUCGGUGAGGACCAUAGAGGAAGCAGCUGUGAAGCAGAGUGAUGACGGAACCAGCGAAAGGGGACCACCAUCCCAAGCGUCACGCCGCUCUAUCGGGAGCAAACCUGGUAGCGCCACCGGACUCCGGCUUGGUUCAGGGUCCAGGCAUUCCGCGAUGAGCCGACCGUCCAACAGCAGGCAGUCAGUGAGGUCAGACAAGAAGGUUACCAUCGAGGAGAAAGAGGAAGAAGAAGAGAAGAAGCAGGAUACCGUCUUGGAAGAAGAGGAAGAGGAAGCAGUAAUGGAGGCAGAUGAUGACUUUGAGUUGGAAGAAAAUGUUGAACUGAUGAUGACUGCACGGUCCAUUGAGCAGGAAAGACAGCGUCAUAAGACGUCUACUUUUGAUUACAGAAAUCUCACAAGUUCUCUGAACGAUAGCAAGAACGCUGACCCCGAUGAGCAGGAUGAGCUUGAUAAUGAGAAUGCUAAUAAUGAUCCAGGUGAGGCAGACUAUGGGGACGAUUAUGAUGGAGCAAGUGAGAGGUCAUCUACCAGGAGUUCUCAUCAUUCUUCAAGGGCAUCAAGUGCUUCUGCAAAGGAUGUUAGGAGAUUCUCCGAUGAAGAGGAUGAUAAGAAGUAUUCUGAUGGUGAGGACGAAGGAAAGAAGGAGCCUGAGAAAGGGGAAAAUGACUUCUUUGAAACAGCAUCUCAGAAGAGUGGACAAUCAAGACACAGUGCAACAUCCCAAAGAAGCAAAAGGUCUGACCAUAAGGACAGGUCUGGUGAGGAAGAACGUAACUCACCAUAUGGUAGCCAGAAUGGGUCAAGACAUAGUGUCAAACCAAAGGAUGACGUGAGUGGUUCAAGGACAAGCAUCCAGUCAAGGAAAUCUACCAAGGAUGAUGACACAGCCUCAAGAAAGAGCCUUAAAGCUGCUGAAGAUGUGUAUGCUUCAGACAAAGGGUCAAGGAGAAGUGGGAGUGGUGGAUCCAGGAAGAGUUUACCUAAAACCACUAAGGAUCGGGCAUCAUCGGCAGAGUCAAGCAAAUCUGAAGGAAGAGAUUCAGUUGAUAGCGAUGGCAGUCCAAACCAAGGCAAGGAACUCCAACCCCGACCUCCAAGCAGUGGCUCCAGGAAGUCCGGCCGGCCAGGAAGCACUAGCUCCAGGAGAUCCGUCAGGUCAGCUGGAUCAGUCAAGUCUGGCCAGGAUGACGACGAGGAAAGGGACAAGUUUCCUACCAAUGGAGAUGCCUCAAAGGACAAGAAAGAUCAUCAUAGCUCUAAGGAGUCUCUGAACUUCUUUGAACAAGCCAUUGAAGCAAUUGUUGGGGAUGGGAGCAGCGAUGAAGAAGGCAAGACAAGAUCUAAGGAUGUGAAGUCUGCUGCUAGCCAUGGUAGGGCAAGCAGUCAGGGUAGGGCAAGUAGCCAAGGGAGAGGAGUGUCAGCAAGUAGAGCCUCUGAUCAAAGAAGUGUCUUUAACAAGGAUGACCCAAACUAUUAAGGUAUGCCCAUACUUUGUAUUGUUUGCAUUAUUUACCUCAUCGGUCAGGAUGCAGACAAAGCUAACCUUGCAGAAACCAAAGGACCAAACUGUGGAGAAUUGGCAUUAAAUAAAAAAAAAACCUUCGUUUACAUUUAUUGCUUUAAGACCAGAGUUGAUGAUUUAAUCAAAUCUUUAAGUGAUUUUAAUAUGUUGGUACAAAAUUAGAAGAAUGUAUACAACUAUGCAAUGUUUGGUGAUUGUAUAUAACUUCCAGGCCCUGCUGUUUAAAAUGUGGGCCAAGCUACAAGUGGCAUCACCUUGGUGUUCAUGGUAUGACAAUACUUGGCAAGGAUUGGAUCCCGAGAACACGAAUUGUAUGUGAAAAGCUGUUCAUACAGUUACAGUCAAGAGCUUGGUGCUCUAGUGAGUAACACAGCAGAAGCAAUUGAAAAACAAGAAUUCAGUCCAGUAGAGAUAGAGUUAUAUGUAUGUUAUGAUACUAUAAGAAAGAUGAAAGAUGUAAUGACUUAUAUUUGUAAAUUUGACUACAAUCUAUUUCUGUGUUACUGAUAUGUGUUUUAAUAGAUAAUGGAUGUGUGUUUAAGAAAUAUUAUGACAGAAUCGUGUAAAUAUUGUACCACUACAUAACUAAACCUUGAUUUUAUAUUGGUGAUAAAGUGCAAAUUUUCUUUUGUUUAUAAAAAUGUACAUGACAAGGAGUCUAUGCAAUGUAGGCUCCUAGCUGUAACAAGUAGUUGUGCAUACUAGAAGUCUACUUUGCAUUGCAUGCUAUUUUCUACCUGGUUGGUGUUUCAUAAAGCUUUUCGUAAGUUAAGAGCGACUUUAAGAACUAGUGAUCCUUUCUUGUAAUAAAUUGUAUAUUCAUUGGCGAUGGUUUAGCCGUAAUAAAGGAUCACCAGUCGUUCUUUGAGUCGCUCUUAACUUACGAACAGCUUUAUGAAACGGCCCCCUGUGUAUUCAUUAUAUAUAGAAUGCAGUGGAAAAUUCAAUUAACAAGAACAUGUAUAUAUAUGUCUAGAGAUGGCCCUUCUGAUAUUGCCCAUUGCCAUAGGCCUACUUAGGAAAGUAUGAAGUCCUACCCAUGGUCAUUGUUAAGACACAAAGGAUUUAUUUUCGAGUGAUGAAGGUAAACAGAUGUUCAUGUUUCUCCAACAACACCACAAGUAAUAUUAUACCAUGUCUGUAGCUUUUGGAUAAAGGAGAUUCAUAUCCCAAGAUUGAUAAAUAUGACCUACAAUGAAUGUAUGAUUUGGAACUGGAAACUCUGUUUCCAACUGGACGUGCUAGUAUAGAAAUGCUGUAGAUAUACAUAUUUUGUAUAAAUGUAUAGUGGUUUUCCCCUAUGGAUGGGAAUAAAAUAUCAGCACAUUCCUAAAAUUAUUUUGUUAAGAUAAACUUUCAUUUGUAUUCUUUUCAAAUUUUGUAGAUGUAUUUGUUUUGUCUUGUUUUCUAUGACUUUGCAAAAGUGUCCAUUUUGAUAUGUACAUAUUAAUCAUUAUGUAAAUGUUAAGAACAUAUAUCCGUAUAUUUCUUUGAAAUGUAAAUAUCAAGAUUAAUUUUAUUUUGUACAAUACUGUGUAUAUAGAUGGAAAAGUUUACUUGUAAUGGGGACUAUCAAAUUGCAUUUUAGAUGUCAAAAGAAUUGUGACUUUAUACGACAACUGUUUGCAGGGAUUAAAAGUUUUCCGUCCUGUUUCAUCUACACUAUUGUCAAGUCCGUCCUGACACACAAGAUAGCAGCAACCCUUUAAUUUAUUUUCAAGUCAGACUCUUCAUUAUUUCUUCAACUGAACUUAGCAGAUGUAACAGGAUUUUGUCUUAAAACGUGGAUUGCCAAUUUGAAUCUUUUUAAUGAUUACAGUUAUAUUGAUAAAUGAGGAUCAGCCUCUCCCUGAAGAGGAGAAUCAAGCUUGAUAUUUUUGUUGUCACAGUCACUCCAAUGAGAGACUCCAGACUGAGCAAAUCUAUUACAUUACUUCCAAUUGACAUACCAUCAGUGGGUUUGGAGUCAGUUACAGUCAGUGAUAUUAUUGUAGCAUUAUAGUGAGCAGUAUGUUACUGCAUGGUGUCCUCCCCCGGAGUCUUUCUCUUUGUGUAUUCCAUGUUUAAAUUGAUGAAAUUCUCAUCCAUUUGUAUGCUGAGCCGUCCAAUAUAAUUUGCUGUGUGAAAUUGAUUUGAAGAAAUAUCUUUAUUUGCUAAUAAAUGUUAAUUGAAUUU
Lytechinus variegatus (green sea urchin) is the source of this 14160-nucleotide messenger RNA. Its product is annotated as dynein alpha chain, flagellar outer arm-like. Gene Ontology annotation, cellular component: dynein complex. Bases 31 to 11940 code for a protein of 3969 amino acids. The record is from RefSeq and is a predicted model, not a curated record. Gene Ontology annotation, molecular function: ATP hydrolysis activity; ATP binding; minus-end-directed microtubule motor activity. Gene Ontology annotation, biological process: microtubule-based movement. The transcript has 61 exons. NCBI's taxonomy places the organism in Eukaryota, Metazoa, Echinodermata, Echinoidea, Temnopleuroida, Toxopneustidae.